This is a messenger RNA of Ictalurus punctatus (channel catfish), 6360 nucleotides long. RefSeq names its product zinc finger DHHC-type palmitoyltransferase 8b (gene zdhhc8b). Bases 215 to 2455 code for a protein of 746 amino acids. The record is from RefSeq and is a predicted model, not a curated record. Gene Ontology annotation, molecular function: palmitoyltransferase activity. NCBI's taxonomy places the organism in Eukaryota, Metazoa, Chordata, Actinopteri, Siluriformes, Ictaluridae. Gene Ontology annotation, biological process: protein palmitoylation. The transcript has 11 exons.
UCCGGAGCUCUUCGAGGCUGUGGUGCUGCGCGCGGCCCUGAAUGAAGAGAAACGGCGCCGGAGUGAUUUAACGGGACCGGAUGCUGCACGCGCUCACCCCGCUGUUUGUGUGUGUGUGAGUGUGUGAGUGUGUGUGAGUGUGUGAGAGUGAGCAGUAGAAGGUGUGUUUCCGGUGUCGGUGUGCUGGAGGACAGAGGAAUGUGGAGUUUACAGAAUGCCCGACAGCGCCGGAAAGAGAUUUAAACCCACCAAAUAUAUCCCAGUGUGCACCGCGGCCACUCUGCUGGUGGGCUCCUCCACGCUCUUCUUCGUGUUCACGUGUCCGUGGUUAGCGAACGUUGUUUCUCCCGUGGUUCCUGUCUACAAUGGCGUGGUGUUCCUCUUUGUCCUGGCUAAUUUCAGCAUGGCCACCUUCAUGGACCCGGGCGUGUUCCCUCGAGCGAGUGAGGAUGAGGAUAAGGAUGAUGACUUUCGAGCUCCUCUCUAUAAGAACGUGGAGGUGAAGGGUAUUCAGGUGCGGAUGAAAUGGUGCUCCACCUGCCACUUCUACAGACCACCACGAUGCUCACACUGCAGUGUGUGUGACAACUGUGUGGAGGACUUUGAUCAUCACUGUCCGUGGGUGAAUAACUGCAUUGGUCGGAGGAAUUACAGGUAUUUUUUCCUCUUCCUGCUCUCUCUGAGCACACACAUGCUGGGCGUGUUCUCAUUCGGCCUGCUGUUCAUCCUCAACCACCUGGAGAGCCUCACAGAGCUGCACACCACCAUCACUAUGAUAGUGAUGUGUGUUUCUGGUCUGUUCUUCAUCCCCGUUAUGGGACUCACCGGGUUUCACUUAGUGCUGGUGGCCAGAGGGCGCACUACUAACGAACAGGUAACGGGGAAGUUUCGGGGAGGUGUGAAUCCUUUUACUCGUGGUUGCUGUGGCAACGUGAAACAUGUUCUUUGCAGUCCUCUAGCUCCAAGGUAUAUGGUGGACCCCAGGAAGAAGCCGAACAUCCAGAUAAACCCCCCGUUCCUGCGCCCCGUUGUGUCUGAGCGUAACGUCGUUGUUAAAGUCAGUGAUAAUGGAGUUCACGCCAACAUCCUGAGGACGAAGUCAAAAGCCAGUCUGGAUGGUUUGGGAGAGAAAAGUGCAGAUAUUCAGCCUCCUCUUCCUCCUAAAGCUGAACGUCACCACCAUCAUCAUCAUCAUCAUCAACAUCCUCCUCAUCCUCAGCAUCAGGUCCAGAAUCAGCAGACGUCCAGUGAAGAAAGUUCUGUGUCCAGUAAGCCCACCACUCCAUCCACUCCGGCCAUGUACAAAUUCAGACCGUCGUUUGGCACGAUGCCCAAAGUGCACUACCACGCCACGGGAGAGAAGGUCUCAAUGUCCGAGGACUCCAAAUCGGCGGCCAUCUUGGAAGAGCGAGCUCACGACUAUCGCUCCGAGCCGAACCUCGAUUUCCCGGAUUACGGCGGCGCAGAAGUUCCUCCCCUUCAUCGCCAUUUCCUGUCGUCUCCGUUUCAGCUCGACUCAUACAGCCUGAAACACGCCGGCCGUAGGGAGGAACCCGCGAAGCUAGGGGGCGUCAAACCCGAGUCGGUGACGUCCACGCCUCACAGGGGCGUGUUUUCCCCCGGGACAAUGUCCAGCCGCAACGCCAGUCUGUCCUACGACAGCUUAUUAUCACCGAGCGUUGCCGUGGCGCCCUCUGUGCCCUUCCACUCGCCUUACCUGCCUGCUAAGACAUGCCUUGUGCGACGUCCUGAAUUGCAGCGCCAGCACUUCCCCUCUUCCCCUUACAGCCCCGCCCGGGUGGGGUACCUGUACAGCCGGGAGCGGGAGAGAGAGCGAGACGGGGAGAGAGAGCGAGACAGGGAUCCGUCUCCUGUCCGCUAUGAUAACCUCUCCAAAACCAUCAUGGCGUCCAUCCAGGAGCGGAAAGAGCUGGAGGAGAGGGAGAGGCUCAUUCACCGUCAAGGCCACGCCCAUGCACACAACCACGCCCACAUUUACGCCAACGAUUCGGGCGUCUUUGACGGACGUUUUCCCGCCUCCAGAGGGUCUCGGGACGAGCUCACCAGGGUCGGGGUGAUGUCCUUCGGCCCUCGCGUCCUCCACUCCUCGGCGUCGUCGCUGGUCCGAGUUCCCGGAGCGUCCACUUCUUCUCUACACGACGAGGUGGGAAACGUCCAUUAUCGCUCGCCGUCCCAUCAGCCCCCUCUCUCUCCAUCACUCUCUCCACGUUCUCCCUCCUUCUCUCAUCACAAACGGUCCUACAUCAGCGCCGUGGAGAGAGCCGAAUCACCUCACCUGGGCCACAGGGAGGAAACGAAUCGGGCGAAAGUUAAUGGACAGGCUAAAGGGCAGACGCGAGACUGCCACCCGGUGUCCUCCACCGGAACACCGCUCAGCCCGAGCGUCAAAAAGGUGACGGGAGUGGGCGGGACUACGUACGAGAUAUCUGUGUGACACACACCAGGAAUAGCCAAUCCAUACGCGAGGCAGUACUGCCAUAGUGACCGACACUACCACCAGUGACCGAGCCUCUCUUUCAGGACACUGUAGCCGACCAAUCAGAGCCUUUCUCAUAGGGGCGGACGGGCCAAUCAGAGCAGGUCUUUCACCGUUCUGGUCCAAUCAGAGGAGGUCUCUCAACAUCUCUGGGUGCUUUCGGUUGGUGAUCGCCACAUCUCGGGUGGGGCCGAGACAUUACUCUCUGUGUGUGUGUGUGUGUGUGUGUGUGUGUGUGUGUGUGUGUGUGUGUGUUUCAAAUCAGGAGUUUUCAUGGAUCCCUUUAUUCCAGAUGAAAAUUGGUUUAAAAAGCUACAAAGGAAAACAAUCUCCUCUGAAAGGGCUGAAGUGUCCGUUAACUGUAAUAUCCAAUAAAAAGGUGCUCUCCGUGUGUAUGUGUGUGUGCAUGUGUGUGUGUGUGUGUGUGUGUGUGUGUGUCAGACAGAGAGAGAAAGAAUGUAGGCCACCACCACCGUUAUCAUUUACACCCUGCGUUAGCGUUAGCGUUAGCAUGCAGUCUGUUUUUAUUCUGACUGAAAUCUCAGAAACUUUUUUACUUUUAAAUAAAUAAUAAAUAAAAGUGCAUUAAUCACCACGUUUGUGCUAAAAACACUCACAAACAUGUCACAUGCCUCAGAUCUCCAUGUUAGCGCUCUGGCUAGGCGGCCAUGUUGGUGUAAAUAAAUACCGGUAAUCAUAUCAAAAUUAUUGGCACCCUUCAGAAUAUAUGUACAAUUAAUAAUAUCUCAAAUUAAAUAUAUGUGUAUAGUUUUUAUUAAAGAUGUUAACUUUUUUUAUAUAGCUAAUAUAAAUUAUUUUUAAAUAUUUAUUUGUUAAUUUUAUAUAUGAAUUUUCUCUAACAUAAAUCAUUCCUGUGCAUUUUUUUUAAGAACAGUAUUUUGUCAUUAAAAACAUGGUAAAAAAAAAUUUAUUGGCACCCCUACGAAAUGACAACAUUUAAAAAAAAAAUUGUGAUUCUUGGAGAAAUAAUUAAGAUUAUUAUUGUCUAAAUAUAUACAGAUAAUAAAAAUAUAUAUAUAUUGUUGCGUCUGAGAAAAUAAUCAGCUGCAAAUGCAGGAUACGGAUAUAAAGAUAUAUACACAUGUUCAAUACUAACAUUUUAAAAGCUACAGAAGUGCUGAGGAGGCGCAAAGACGCAGAAGAUCAGAGUCAGCUGUGUAGACUCUGUGUCUGUUGCAGUGAGCUGAUUGGACGAGAAGCUCUUCCUCACCACAGAGCUCAUGAACUUCAUCAUCAGGGAUUUUCAUGAAGGGUGCCAAUAAUUCUGGAGUUCAUCGUUUUCCACCUAAACUAGGCAGAUAGAAUUAAAAUGUCGAAGUUUCCUUGUGUCGUGAUGUGUCGUGAUGUGUGUGUGUGUGUGUGUGUGUGUGUGUGUGUGUGUGUGUGUGUAAAACUGACGUUAGCUUGUUGCAUGUAUUGUGCAUCUAGUGGAUUUUUUUUUCACGUGAGCUAGCCGUGUUAGCCGUGUUAGCAUGCGACAUCAGAAAUUCAGUUCAUUAAAUAAGGAAGAAAAACAGUGUGAGUCUAGCAGGGGGAACAUACUUAUGAUCAGUCUGCCUCCGCAGGGGGGUUACAGUAAAGCACACUUUGUCCCCUAUCUGGGGCUCUAAAAUGGAGAUCUGUGGUUACAGCCGACAUCAGACACGGUUUUACUUAUUGUUCAAAUAUUACAAAUUUGUAAUAACUGACCCCACCUUUCCCCUUAACCCCGCCCUUACCUGACCCACAUUUCCCCUUAACCCCGCCCUUACCUGACCCCACCAGUCCCCUUAACCCCGCCCUUACCUGACCCCACCAGUCCCCUUAACCCAGCCCUUACCUGACCCACAUUUCCCCUUAACCCCGCCCUUACCUGACCCCACCAGUCCCCUUAACCCCGCCCUUACCUGACCCAACCAGUCCCCUUAACCCCGCCCUUACCUGACCCCACCAGUCCCCUUAACCCCGCCCUUACCUGACCCCACCAGUCCCCUUAACCCCGCCCUUACCUGACCCCACCAGUCCCCUUAACCCCGCCCUUACCUGACCCCACCAGUCCCCUUAACCCAGCCCUUACCUGACCCACAUUUCCCCUUAACCCCGCCCUUACCUGACCCCACCAGUCCCCUUAACCCCGCCCUUACCUGACCCCACCAGUCCCCUUAACCCCGCCCUUACCUGACCCCACAUUUCCCCUUAACCCCACCCUUACCUGACCCCACAUUUCCCCUUAACCCCGCCCUUACCUGACCCCACCGUUCCCCUUAACCCCGCCCUUACCUGACCCCACCUUUCCCCUUAACCCCACCCUUACCUGACCCCACCGUUCCCCUUAACCCCGCCCUUACCUGACCCCACAUUUCCCCUUAACCCUGCCCUGACCUGACCCCACAUUUCCCCUUAACCCCACCCUGACCUGACCCCACAUUUCCCCUUAACCCCGCCCUUACCUGACCCCACCGUUCCCCUUAACCCCGCCCUUACCUGACCCCACAUUUCCCCUUAACCCCACCCUGACCUGACGCCACGAGUCCCCUUAACCCCGCCCUUACCUGACCCCACAUUUCCCCUUAACCCCGCCCUUACCUGACCCCACAUUUCCCCUUAACCCCACCCUGACCUGACGCCACGAGUCCCCUUAACCCCGCCCUUACCUGACCCCACAUUUCCCCUUAACCCCGCCCUUACCUGACCCCACAUUUCCCCUUAACCCCGCCCUUACCUGACCCCACAUUUCCCCUUAACCCCGCCCUUACCUGACCCCACAUUUCCCCUUAACCCCGCCCUUACCCCUCCUUUUAUCUUGAACCCAUCUGAAAUUGAACCCACCUUGACCUGGCCUGUUCUUUCACCUAGACCCCACUCUGACCUUUCACCCUGACUCCGCCCCCUGUCCUUACACUACACUACCCCGUUCAGUAAUAUCAUAUCAUAACUCUAACAAUAUCAACAUUUAUCUUUAUAUUUCUCACGUUACUGUAAGAGCAGAACUCUUUAUAGUUUCCUGUACAGAGAAUUUUACUUUAACGCUUUAACGGCAGCUUUAUUUUCAAUUUCUGCUUCUGUAGAUAACGUGGUCUUUUACGUUGUUAUUUUGUGUACCAGUUUAGCAUAGCAUAAUGCUAACACUGGCUCUGUUUCACGUUUAAACAAGCCCUGAACUCCCUCAGUGUCACAUCCUGUACAAUGUAAUAUUUUUUUUUUUUAAAUAUAUAUAUAUAGUUUUGUCUAGACUCCGGAGACGUGACAUCACACCUGCUGUUAUCCGAAAGACAGGAUCUUUAUUUUCUUUUCUCUUUUGUUUUCUUCUGCACUGUCUCUCAGCCAGUAAAACAGACCUGAUUUUAUUCAGACAGGAGUCCAUGUUUAAGUUAUUCAAAUAUCUUUCACUAUAUUAUUUAACCCUCACACCUGAUAUUGUAUAAAAGUUAUUUAAAAAUGACUCUACUUUCAUACAUUACUUUUAUACCAUAUAUAUAUAUAUAAAUAUAUAUAUAUAUAAAAUAAAUAAAUAUAUAAAUAUACACGAGUGAGUAAAUCUGAGUGUAGAACUGAUUAAAUGGAAACCUGGAUGUUUUAUCGUGUAUCAUGGGAUGUUGUGUGGAAUUGUUUUGCCCUUGACAGGCUGUCUGGCACAGCAAAGCAUUCUGGGAGGAAAAAAAAAGAAUAAAUGAUGUGUGUACAAUUAUAUAAAAAAAAAAAAGAAAGAAGAAGAAGAAAAACUACAAGAAUCUUUUUCUGUUUAAAUAAAGAUGUGUUCUGAAGAAAUAUUACAAAGUAUUAUAGUUUGAUAUUGAGGUACAGCUGUUAUUUUUUUGUUUAUCUAAAAAAAGUCUAAAUAAAUAAAUACAUUUAGUCUGAAA